GCUUUUAUGCUUUUUGAGGGGAAACUCGCUUUUGUUCAAUUUCGCCUAAGUCGAUCUGAGGAUGCUUCAAGCCCUAAAUUCUACGUCUUCUUCUUCCUUCUCCAAGCUCUUCGCAUCCCGUUCUACUCUUCUCUGCUUUUUUCAGCUGUCAAUCUCUUCCAAUUCGAAGAAGAUGGAGGAACAUCGAACUCCAUCUGCGGUUCAGGCUAAUCUAGACUCCCGCUCCGGCCGCAAAUCGGCUUCUCUUUCCAAAUCGUCACUGAACACCAAGGUUGGGCAAUCAUCAUCUCUGAGUCCCAUCCAGAGAUGUAGAUCUCCACAAUCAGUUGAAAGUCAACGAAUGCAAAGUUCUCCUAAAAGGGCUAUUGGCGCCAGUCCCGAAAAACAUCCUGGAAGUGAAUCUGAAGGUCCUUUUGACAUCUGUAUACCUGCAAAUAAAGGGGGGGUGAAAUUAAAAAAAUCUUUUCUUGAAUCAAACAGAGAGAAAAGAAAGAAACUUGAAUCUCCUGCGGGGCAACAUUUAAGACCAGGAAUGGUUUUGCUGAAGAAAUUUUUAGACCACAUGGAUCAGGUAAAAAUUGUGAAGAAAUGCCGUGAGCUGGGUAUUGGUUCUGGUGGUUUUUAUAGGCCGGGAUACAGGGAUGGGGCAAAGUUGCAUCUGCAAAUGAUGUGCCUUGGCAAGGACUGGAGUCCUGAAUCACGAUCUUAUGAUAAAUCUCGUUCUUUUGAUGGUGCUGUGCCGCCCGAAAUCCCAGAAGAAUUCAGAAAACUUGUGGAUCGAGCACUAAAUGAUUCUCAUGAAUAUACAAAAAAUGUGGAAGAAAUUCCAAAUAUGUCACCAGAUAUCUGUAUAGUCAAUUUCUACAGCAAUAGUGGCAGACUUGGUCUACAUCAGGACAGAGAUGAGAGUGAGGAGAGCCUUAAAAAAGGAUUACCUGUUGUUUCUUUCUCUAUUGGUGACUCUGCAGAGUUCCUCUACUCUGAUGCAAGGGAUGUGGAUAUGCCGGAGAAAGUAAUGCUUGAAUCUGGUGAUGUGCUAAUAUUCGGUGGCCAUUCAAGACAUAUUUUUCAUGGUGUUCCAGGCAUUAAACCCAAUACAGGGCCUGAGAUCCUCGUUGACGAAAGAACAAAACUACGCCCAGGUCGCCUAAAUCUUACUUUCAGGAAGUACUAAAGUUUCAUUUGGAACGACUUUUUUAUUG
This is a messenger RNA of Dendrobium catenatum, 1202 nucleotides long. RefSeq lists its product as uncharacterized. Gene Ontology annotation, biological process: oxidative RNA demethylation. Lineage: Eukaryota; Viridiplantae; Streptophyta; Magnoliopsida; Asparagales; Orchidaceae. Bases 62 to 1174 code for a protein of 370 amino acids. Gene Ontology annotation, molecular function: oxidative RNA demethylase activity; broad specificity oxidative DNA demethylase activity; ferrous iron binding. The record is from RefSeq and is a predicted model, not a curated record. Gene Ontology annotation, cellular component: nucleus; cytoplasm. The transcript is spliced from 5 exons.